AUGUCCAAGAGACCAUGCCUGGCCAAUGCAAUCAACACUGGAUUGGUCAUGUGUCUCGGUGACGUAAUUGCCCAAUUGGUCCUAGAGAACAGAGGCUUGCUAGAGUUUGAGGUUUUUAGAAAUUUAAGAUUUACGAGUGUCGGUUUCUUCCUAGCCGGUCCAGGCAUGCACCACUUCUAUUCGUUGUUGGACCGCAAAAUAAUCGUCGGUAGUCAGGCGGCAAGGACACUGAAAAAGUUGUGUUGGGAUCAAAUAUUUUUCCUGCCCCUCUACCUAUUCAUCUACCUGGUGGUCAUAGCGAUACUACGGGGUGAUUCAUCGGAAACUAUCAAACAAAAAGUUGUCAGGGACAUGACUGACGGAUUGAUAGUCAGUUAUAAGGUCUGGCCGGUUGUCCAGAUUGUUAACUUUUAUCUGAUUCCAUCGAGAUACAGGGUUCUGCUUAUAAAUUUCGUUGCCCUCUUCUGGAAUACAUACAUCGGGUGGAAAGCAGAAACGAAGUUGUCCAGUGUGCAGUGUCUUCAGAAAGAAUGCCUGUGA
Helobdella robusta is the source of this 540-nucleotide messenger RNA. RefSeq lists its product as hypothetical. The record is from RefSeq and is a predicted model, not a curated record. Bases 1 to 540 code for a protein of 179 amino acids. NCBI's taxonomy places the organism in Eukaryota, Metazoa, Annelida, Clitellata, Rhynchobdellida, Glossiphoniidae. Gene Ontology annotation, cellular component: cytoplasm; membrane. The transcript is spliced from 3 exons.